Oppia nitens is the source of this 2271-nucleotide messenger RNA. Its product is annotated as dopamine D2-like receptor. Lineage: Eukaryota; Metazoa; Arthropoda; Arachnida; Sarcoptiformes; Oppiidae. Gene Ontology annotation, cellular component: membrane. Gene Ontology annotation, biological process: adenylate cyclase-activating adrenergic receptor signaling pathway. The transcript is spliced from 10 exons. Gene Ontology annotation, molecular function: dopamine neurotransmitter receptor activity, coupled via Gi/Go; G protein-coupled receptor activity. Bases 1 to 2271 code for a protein of 756 amino acids. The record is from RefSeq and is a predicted model, not a curated record.
AUGGAAAUGGACGACAACACCAUCGAUGACGUUAAGAGCAGUUCGUUCAUAAACGUAACCCUUGCCUUCUGGACCAAUGAAAACGGUGUGGCCAUUGCUGCCCAACCACUGAUCCAGAGGCAUACCAACAACAACACAACCAGUACUGAUGCCGAUCCACGCGAUAGACUGUCGGACAGUGCCGGACACAGUAGUGGUAGUAGCAGUAGUAGUAGUAAUGAUCGAUAUACUAAUAACAGGCCAACAGUUCAACAUCUUAUAUCCAAACUAUUAACCGAUCAUUUGUUAGUCAGUGAUUCCGUCGUCAAUGAUGAUGAACCAGACGGUGCCGGUGCUGGUGUCAGUAGCGCCGGUGGAUCUAAUAGUUUGGUUACAAAUAUUAGCCGACGAUUAGUUGAUAAUCUGACAGACAAUUUGACAAACGAAACACUAUUAUUGUGUUCGCCAACCGAUCAGUUAACAAAUGACUGUUUCUGGACUAACGGUACGCUCAAUGGCACCGACCUAUCGUCGGCCACACAUCCCGACCGAGUCUAUUGGGCAUUGUUUCUGGUGAUACUACCGAUUCUGGCACUGUUUGGCAAUAUUCUUGUUAUUAUGAGUGUCUAUAGGGAGCGGACACUGCAAACUGUCACCAAUUGGUUUAUAGUUAGUCUGGCAUUUGCCGACCUAUUUGUUACCAUUCCUAUGGUCUUCUCGUUGUACGUAAUGGUAAACGUGGACUGGGAGCUUAGCGAUGCCAUCUGUGAUCUUUAUAUAGCCAUUGAUGUCAUAUGCAGUACGGCAUCAAUAUUCAAUUUGGUUGCCAUCAGUUUUGAUAGAUACAUAGCUGUAACGCAUCCAAUAUUUUACUCAAAACAUAAAAACGAUAAGAGAGUUAUUUUUACGAUAUUUAUCGUUUGGAUUUGCUCGGCCGGUGUCGGACUGCCAAUUGUUUUAGGUGCCAAUACGUCCGAUGAACGGAUCCCGGAGCUGUGCAUAUUUUACAAUUCAAAUUUUAUCAUUUACUCGAGUUUGUGGUCAUUUUAUGUGCCGUGUGUCAUAAUGGUCAUACUAUACUAUAAGAUAUUUAAGGCCAUUCACAAUAGGGCCAAAAAAUCGAUCGGUUCCCGUAAAACCUAUACUACCGAUACGUCCGAGUCGUGUAAAUCGGCUCAAGUUAUCGAAAACAUUGCACAAACCAAACGCUACGAACUACAGGCGGCCGCUGCAGCCGAAGCUGCCGCCCGAUUGGCCGCCGCUAAUAAACUGAAGACCAACAAACUGCCGCUGAUCACGGAAAUGACAGACGCCGUGACCAAUACGGGCAGCGGUGGCAGUCGUGAAGAUGAUGAUGACGACGACGACGAUGACAAGGAUGAGAUUGAAAUGGUUGAAUCGUGUCGUGUAAUACGCAACAAACGGGCCGUCGAUAUGAUGGUAACCACUGAUGAUACGGAGCUUCGGGAUUUGCGUGCAGUUAACAAACGCAAUGCCAAAAAUGUGAUCCAAUUGCAGAGUCCGCUCGAUGUUGAGGUGACCAUUGGACCAAAUGGUAAUACCAAUACUGAUUCCGGUUACGCCCCGUCAUAUGCCCCGUCACUACCUUCCACUGUUAUUGACGACACAGUUUUGUCACAGUUUUGUAUCCACAACCCUAACAUAGAAACUCCUGUACCGGCCGUUACAAUAGAUACAAACGAUGUCGUCGGUGUUGCCAGCGAUGAGGCAGCAGUUGUUGUCGGCGACAAUCCGAUAGUAUCAACCACUACGGCAUCGCCGUCACUGCACGUUGUCGGCCAUAAUCAUCAACUGCUACAACAACAGCAACAACAUCAGCAUCAGAGCAAACACAGCGAUAGUGUGUCGCACUCGCACUCGCAUUCCGGCUCUACUACCGGAUCGACUACCGGUGCCACACAUAAUGCCACUCAUAGACCGCCAAAAAAGAAGUCGCGAUUCAAUUUGGGCCGAAAACACAAAAGCACGCGAAAGAAAAGGGAAAAAGCGUCGGCAAAAAGGGAACGUAAGGCCACAAAAACGUUGGCCAUUGUCUUAGGCGUUUUUCUUCUUUGUUGGACUCCUUUCUUCAGUUGUAACAUUUUAGAUGCCAUUUGUAUAAAAUUAGUUGAAAAUCAUUUUAUACAAACCGAUUGUAGGCCAGGGAUGACAUCUUUCCUAUUGACCACAUGGCUCGGCUACAUGAAUAGCUGUGCCAAUCCAUUGAUUUAUACAAUUUUUAAUCCUGAAUUUCGUAAAGCAUUUCGAAAAAUAUUAGCACAAAUAUUUUAA